CUCCCUUUCUCAGCUCCUCCUUCGCGCUGGCACCGCCUCUCUUCCUGCGGCGGGUGCGACGCGAGUUUAGGCGCCGGCAGCGUGGAGAUGAUGGCGGGGUCUCCGGCGUCCCUGUCGGGACAGGACGUAGGAUCGUUUGCAUAUCUUACAAUUAAAGACAGAAUACCACAGAUCUUAACCAAAGCUAUUGAUACAUUGCAUCGACAUAAAAAUGAAUUUUUUGAGAAACAUGGAGAGAAAGGCACAGAAGCUGAAAAGAAAGCAAUUUCUCUUCUUUCUAAAUUACGAAAUGAAUUGCAAACAGAUAAACCAAUAAUCCCUUUUGUUGAGAAGUUUGUUGAUACUGACAUAUGGAAUCAGUACCUAGAAUAUCAACAGAGUCUUAUAAAUGAAAAUGAUGGGAAACCCAGGUGGUUUUACUCACCUUGGUUGUUUGUAGAGUGCUACAUGUAUCGUAGAAUUCAUGAAGCAAUUAUCCAAAGUCCGCCAAUCGAUGACUUUGAUGUAUUUAAAGAAUCAAAAGAGCAAAAUUUCUUUGAGUCACAGGAAUCUCUCAUUGCUUUGUGUACUCACCUACAAGAGUUGAGAACAACUAUUGAAGACCUAGAUGAAAAUCAGCUGAAAGAUGAAUUUUUCAAACUUCUUCAGAUUUCGCUGUGGGGCAAUAAAUGUGAUCUGUCUCUAUCGGGCGGGGAAACCAGUUCUCAGAGAACCAACAUAAUAAAUUCUGUGGAGGAACUAAAACCUUUCAUUUUAGUGAAUGACAUGGAACAUCUUUGGUCACUGCUUAACAACUGCAAAAAAACAAGAGAAAAAGCGUCUGUUACUAGAGUAGAUGUUGUUCUGGAUAAUUCUGGGUUUGAACUCGUUACGGAUUUAGUAUUAGCUGACUUUCUGUUGUGCUCUCAACUGGCUACCGAGAUCCAUUUUUAUGGAAAAACUAUUCCGUGGUUUGUUUCUGAUACUACUGUCCAUGAUUUUAACUGGUUAAUUGAACAAAUGAAAGGUUCUAAUCACAAGUGGAUGUCCAAGUGUGGGGCCGACUGGGAAAACUCUAUUAAAAUGGGCAGAUGGGUUUACCAUGAUCAUAUAUUUUGGACUCUUCCUCAUGAAUUCUGUGUAAUGUCUCAGGUUGCUCCUGACUUAUAUGCCGAACUACAAAAGGCACAUUUAAUUUUAUUCAAGGGUGAUUUGAACUAUAGGAAGCUGACAGGCGAUAGAAAGUGGGCAUGUACCAUUCCCUUUCAUCAGGCUCUGCGAGGGUUCCAUCCUGCCCCUCUCUGCAGUGUAAGGACAUUAAAGGCCGAGGUUCAGGUGGGGCUGCAGCCCGGGCAAGCUGAACAGCUCGCAGCCUCCGAGCCCAACUGGAUGACCACCGGGAAGUAUGGAAUAUUUCAGUUUGAUGCUCCGCUCUGACUUGCUUUAGGAUGUCUUAAGUUGUCUGGAAAAAUCUGACAGUCGCUUGGCAUCCCCAGAAAGGCAGUGUGCGAAUUGAGUCACGGGGCUGCUCUGCCUGGCUCUGGGAAGCCUGGCUUCUCGGUGCUCCCGUAUGUGCACUCUGGACGCUUCUCUCUUCGAACGUUUUGCCCCACGACAUUGUUUGGGAGAUAGACGGAGUAAGCUAGUUACAGAGAUUUACGUUUCUGUUGGCAUUUUGGUAACUUAUUUCAAGUUAAAUGCAUAAUUUCAAGUGGUACUAAUGAACCUAUUUUUAAUUGGGCAGAAAGUAAAAUAAUGCGUGAAUUCUGCUUUUAAAGUUCGUUAACAUUCUUUUAAUGCUAUGCUGCAUGGUAUUUACAAGCAUGGGAUUUUAUUUAACUUGUUUUGGCGCUCUAAAAAUAAGGGCUCUGGGAAGACAUUUUAAAUACGCUUUGAAAAGAGAGGGAUUUCUUACAGCUGUGACAUUUGAACAAUGGACGUAAAGAUUACUUACCUCAUAAGUUAGUUUUAAAUUUUGUUCUCCUUGAAUUUUAUUUCCUUUUAAAUACCCUGUUUUAUUUGCACGCCUUUGUAUUUUGAUUGACCUGCGGAAUGGACACUAGGAAACCCAAGAUUGAACAGAAACAACUGGUAUUUGAAGAACCGUGGUACCUUUUUACAUUCUAUUUGCAAGGUCCAUGAUCAACUGAAAUGUAGUAUUUUAACACGUAAGUGUUUUAAAUGAACAGAUUUUUAGAUUGGUCUGCAGUUUAGAAAAAAUGCUUUAGAUAAAAAAGAUUCUUGUGCAUUGAAUUUGGAGUACUACCAACAAGUUAAUUUUUUACAUGCUUACACAUUUUUUGGUGACUACUUCAUAUUAAAGACUAAGUUUCAGGUCAGUUUGCUUUGAAACUGAAAUUGGAAAUAAACCUGGAAAUGUUUUUCCUGAACUGGUAUAAUAAAAUGAAUUGCAC
Molecule: messenger RNA, 2393 nt
Organism: Herpailurus yagouaroundi (jaguarundi)
Lineage: Eukaryota; Metazoa; Chordata; Mammalia; Carnivora; Felidae
Gene: DCPH1
Product: damage control phosphatase 1
Exons: 5
Coding region: 88-1416 (442 amino acids)
Biological process (GO): DNA damage response
Cellular component (GO): nucleus
Molecular function (GO): phosphatase activity
Source: RefSeq, a predicted model, not a curated record